Messenger RNA from Micropterus salmoides (largemouth bass), 2924 nucleotides. RefSeq names its product transient receptor potential cation channel subfamily M member 1-like. The annotation marks the transcript as partial. Gene Ontology annotation, cellular component: membrane. The record is from RefSeq and is a predicted model, not a curated record. Lineage: Eukaryota; Metazoa; Chordata; Actinopteri; Centrarchiformes; Centrarchidae. The transcript has 19 exons. Gene Ontology annotation, molecular function: calcium channel activity. Gene Ontology annotation, biological process: protein tetramerization; calcium ion transport into cytosol.
AGUGUUCAGGAUGGGCUCAGAGGGACAGCAGGACAUUGAGAUGUCCAUCCUCACAGCUCUGCUCAAAGGUACAAAUGCGUCAGCGUCCGAUCAACUGAGUCUGGCUCUGGCCUGGAACCGAGUGGACAUCGCUCGCAGUCAGAUCUUUGUGUAUGGACUCCACUGGCCUCCGGUGAGCGCUUCACCCACCGACAGGCCUAAAAGUCCGGCAGCUCAGCGAGCAACAGCACCAGGAGGAGGAGGAGCAGGGAAAGGGAAAGCAAGGGGGAAGAAAGGAAAAGGAGGCAAAACCAAACCUGAACCCCCCGAGGAGACCGACCCCCGGAAACUGGAGCUGCUCAACUGGGUGAACUCUCUGGAACAGGCUAUGAUGGACGCUCUGGUGUUGGACAGGGUGGACUUUGUCAAGCUUCUGAUUGAGAACGGCGUCAACAUCCAUCACUUCCUGACUAUCCCUCGUCUGGAGGAGCUGUACAACACGAAGUUGGGCCCGGCCAACACGCUGCACUUUGUGGUCAGAGACGUGAAAAAGGGGAAUCUCCCCCCAGACUACCAGAUCACUCUGAUCGAUAUCGGCCUGGUGCUGGAGUUCCUGAUGGGCGGAGCUUACCGCUGCAAAUACACCAGGAAGAGCUUCAGGGCGCUUUACAACAACCUGUACGGACUGAAACGACCGAAAGCUCUGAAACUUCUUGGGAUGGAGGACGACGAGCCCCGUCCGAAGGGUAAAGGAAAGAAGAACAAGAAGGAGGAGGAGGUGGACAUCGACGUGGAUGACCCCGAAGUCAGCAGGUUUCAGUACCCGUUCCACGAGCUGAUGGUGUGGGCCGUGCUGAUGAAGCGCCAGAAAAUGGCACUGUUCCUGUGGCAGCGGGGCGAGGAGGCCAUGGCCAAGGCUCUGGUGGCCUGUAAACUCUACAAGGCCAUGGCCCACGAGUCGUCCCAGAGCGAGCUGGUGGACGAUAUCUAUCAGGACCUGGAGAACAACUCCAAGGAGUUUGGUCAGCUGGCCUACGAGCUGCUGGAUCAGUCGUACAAACACGACGAGCAGGUGGCCAUGAAGCUGCUGACCUACGAGCUGAAGAACUGGAGCAACUCCACCUGUCUGAAGCUGGCUGUCGCAGCCAAACACCGAGACUUCAUCGCACACACCUGCAGCCAGAUGCUGCUAACGGACAUGUGGAUGGGCUGCCUGAGGAUGGGCAAGAGCAACAGCCUCAAGGUGAUUUUAGGGAUCGUUUUUCCUCCUGCGAUUCUCCUCCUGGACUUUCGUCUGGCAGAUGAAGCCUCGAAUCAUUUGUCCAAAGAGAACGACGACAGCAGAUCUAAAGACGACAACAAAUCCAGCAAGGACGCCGUCUCCAACAUUGACGCUACGUCGAAGAAAGGAGACGAAGAAGAAGAGCAGAAGAAACACCGGAGGACUCCCAUCGGGAGGAAGAUCUACGAGUUCUACAACACUCCCUUCACCAAGUUUUGGUUCAACACGAUCUCCUACCUGGUUUACCUGAUGUUGUAUAACUACAUCAUCCUGGUGAAGAUGGAGCGAUGGCCGUCUUUACAGGAGUGGAUCGUUAUCUCUUACAUCAUCACUCUGGGACUGGAGAAGGUCCGACAGAUCUUGAUGUCGGAGCCGGGGAAACUGAAGCAGAAGAUCAACGUUUGGUUGGAGGAUUACUGGAACAUCACCGACCUGGCGGCCAUCUCCGUCUUCCUGCUGGGUUUGCUGCUGCGGCUGCAGAGCGAGCCGUCCAUGGGCUACGGACGCGUCAUCUACUGCGUCGACAUCAUCUUCUGGUACAUCCGAGUCCUCGACAUCUUCGGAGUCAACAAGUACCUGGGACCCUACGUCAUGAUGAUCGGAAAAAUGAUGAUCGACAUGCUGUACUUCGUGGUCAUCAUGCUGGUGGUGUUGAUGAGUUUCGGCGUAGCUCGGCAGGCUAUCCUCCACCCGGACGAGGAGCCAACAUGGCGUCUGGCCCGAAACAUCUUCUACAUGCCGUACUGGAUGAUCUACGGAGAGGUGUUUGCAGACUCCAUAGACCUUUAUGCGAUGGAAAUCAAUCCACCGUGUGGAGACAACAUGUACGAUGAAGACGGGAAGAAGCUUCCUCCCUGUAUCCCUGGAGCCUGGCUCACUCCGGCCAUCAUGGCCUGUUACCUGCUGGUCGCCAACAUCCUGCUGGUCAACCUGCUCAUCGCCGUCUUCAACAACACCUUCUUCGAGGUGAAGUCCAUCUCUAACCAGGUGUGGAAGUUCCAGCGGUAUCAGCUGAUCAUGACCUUCCACGACCGUCCCAUCCUGCCUCCCCCCCUCAUCGUCUUCCCCCACAUCUACAUCGUCCUGAAGAGGCUGUGCUGCCGCUGCAGACGGAGGCCGGAGGGAGAUCGCGACGACCGGGAGAGACGACUCCAGCUGGUGCUGAGUGCAGAUGAACUGAAGAGUCUGCAUGAGUUUGAGGAGCAGUGUGUGGAGGAAUACUUCAGAGAGAAAGACGACGAAAAACAGUCGUCCAACAACGAGAGAAUCAGAGUCACAUCUGAGAGGGUGGAGAACAUGUUCAUGCGUCUGGAGGAGGUGAAUGAGAGGGAGCACUCGAUGAAGGCAUCCCUGCAGACAGUGGACCUCCGUCUGGCUCAGCUGGAGGAGUUCUCCAGCCGAAUGAUGAACGCGCUGGAGAAGCUGGCGGGCGUCGACCGGGCCGAGCUCGUCCGCAGUCAUUCCAGAGGAUCGUCCUUCUGCGAGCCAGCCGCUUUGCUGCGACAAUGCAGCAUCAACAGCGGAGACGGAUACAGUCUGUACCGAUACCAGCUGGAGCAUGAUGACAGGAUCACUGUGUCCGGAGACAUGGACGGAAAUGACAGGAGGGUCCAACUGAGUCCAGAGAGACAAGAAAGGACCACGGAGCAAGGACCCACAACAG